AUGGCCAACCUCACUAUAGUGACAGGAUUCCUCCUCAUGGGCUUUUCCACAUCUUGGGAGCUGCAGGUCUUACAUGCCAUCCUCUUCUUGCUGAUCUACCUGAUGUCUCUGAUGGGGAACUUGAUCAUCUUCACCCUCAUCUCUCUAGAUGAACACCUCCACUCUCCCAUGUACUUUUUUCUGAAGAAUCUGUCCUUUUUAGAUCUUUGCUUUAUUUCUACCACACUCCCUAAAUCUAUCACAAACUCCCUGACCAAUAGUCGUUCUAUCUCCUUUGUAGGGUGUGUUUUACAGUUCUUUUUAGUCAUUUUAUUUGCAGCAUCUGAGCUCUUUCUCCUUACAGUGAUGUCCUAUGACCGCUAUGUGGCCAUCUGUCAGCCUCUGCACUAUGAAGUCAUCAUGACCAGGGGAAUUUGUGUGAGGAUGGCAGCUGUUUCCUGGCUCUUUGGAAUUUUGUUUGGAACUCUGUACUCAGCUAGUACAUUCACUUUGCCUUUCUGUAAUUCCAAGGAGGUCCAUCAGUUUUUUUGUGACGUCCCUUCAUUACUUAGGCUCUCCUGCUCUCAUGUACAUAUUGGCGUAGAUGUGACUUUGGCUAUUGGUGUUGCUAUUGGGAUUCUCUGUUUUAUUUCCAUAACUAUCUCUUAUGGUCCCAUCUUCUCAACAGUACUGAAGAUUCCAACUACAGAGGGUCGGUCAAAAGCCUUCUCCACUUGCAUCCCCCACCUCAUUGUUCUCACGGUCUUUAUCACAACCUCAGUCAUAGUUUAUCUAAAGCCAUCUCAGCAAUCUGACUCAAUUCUAGAUCUAUUGUUGUCUAUAUUCUAUGCUGUAGUUCCCCCAACCCUGAACCCUGUCAUCUAUAGCCUAAGAAACAAGGACAUGAAGACUUCUCUGAGAAAGCUAAUAGCUCGAAAACAUAUCUCAUAG
Messenger RNA from Gracilinanus agilis (Agile Gracile Mouse Opossum), 930 nucleotides. RefSeq names its product olfactory receptor 14A2-like. Gene Ontology annotation, molecular function: G protein-coupled receptor activity; odorant binding; olfactory receptor activity. Gene Ontology annotation, cellular component: membrane. Gene Ontology annotation, biological process: G protein-coupled receptor signaling pathway. The record is from RefSeq and is a predicted model, not a curated record. Bases 1 to 930 code for a protein of 309 amino acids. Lineage: Eukaryota; Metazoa; Chordata; Mammalia; Didelphimorphia; Didelphidae. The transcript has a single exon.